GUGCUCUCAACAGCUGUUCGGCUUGAAUGCUAUUUCCUUUGUCUGCUCUGACCGUGAAAAUGCUAAGUGGAAAGGAAUGACGGCUUUCGUUUUCAUUCGUAAUCGGUAAAACACACUAUGUAUAUGCUGUGUAAGAUACGAAAUAGAUUUUAUCACUCCAUGGAUUAAGAAAUACGAAAGCUAUAAAAUGAUGAUUUGAACUUACAAUUCUUUACCUAGCCGCACGUAUCAAGCCAGUUGAAACACGAGCGAAUGAGUAAACGCGGUCUUCGUGUGUUUGAACUAUCACAUUCAGCGCUGGGACUGCUACUUUAAUUCUUCCGUGGAUAUUACAUACCAAGCAUAUCUGCUAGUCAGUAGCGACGUGUUUGAAAGUAGACAACGAUAGACAAAUACAUUAAUUCCUAGCCCCUACAAUGUUUCUUGGAACUUAAUUUUCUGAACGUCGGUAACGAGCGCGUGUAGAUUCUCUCUUGUCAGCAGGGAAGCCGUAAUCGACUGUUAUGCUAAACAUCUGAAUUGUUUCUCGCGACUGAGCUAUCGAUCGCUUUGUACCGUCUGUAUGAUGUCUACGUAAUUUAUUCGUACGACAAAAUGGCAAAGUGGCAGGCUACUUCGUAAGGCAACAUACGUUUUAAUGUAAAUGCCACCAUUAAAGAAAGGAAAUACAUUCACAAGAAUGGAAGGCUCGCUCGACAUGCCGGACUCGUCCACUUACAAACAGGGGCAGACGUGUGAAUAAAAGACAUCAUCGGAAUAAAACGUUACCAGUGUGUUUGAUCUGCAGCGUCACAUCGGUCGAGCGGAAAGGGAGGUUUCAGCAAGGCGCUGUAAUCGCAAACUCGCUUGUCGGAAGUGCCGCUAGGCGGCAGCACCGCAGCUAGUGACGCGGCUCGUCGCUCAGUGAUCAGCUGUGUUUGGCGGCAGAGAGUCGAGUGAGAGGUGGCGGUGUAGGUGCGCACAGAAGAGUUGACAGAUUCAGCUUUUUAUUGUGAAGAUAUACUUGCGUCCUCUUUGAUACAAGAAUCCCGUUGACACAACGCACGGGUAUUUAAAGAGUGCCAUUGUGAAACAAAGAUCUGAGCAUAUGCUCUAUUAUCGGGAACAAUAACUUCUGGGGAAUAGACCGUCUUCUGAAACGGUUCUAGAAAUGAUAGCAUAAAAAGCUGCAAGAAGCAUUCUGAAGUAGGACGACAAGAAAACGUUGUGAUGUACAGCAUGCAUGCAAUCGGAAAAUUCAUAAGCAACUUCAGGGACUUCUACAAUGAAAUCAACGCAGCAACGCUAACAGGAGCAAUUGACGUGGUCGUUGUUGAACAACCCGAUGGCAAUUUUACGUGUUCACCAUUUCAUGUUCGCUUCGGAAAACUGGGGGUUUUGCGUAGCAGGGAAAAAGUGGUGGACAUUGAAAUAAAUGGCGAGCCGCAAGAUAUUCAUAUGAAAUUGGGAGAGAGCGGUGAGGCAUUUUUUGUUGAAGAAGUUCCAAGUGGUAAUGGAUCGGAUGAAUACAUACCACCACAUUUAGCCUGCUCUCCGAUACCUCAAGAUUUUUUCCCACCACAUUUUGCAAGUCGGGAGCUUCACGAGGAAGAGACAGCAGCAGAAGCCGAUACCGACGUCCAUCACAGCAGUGACAGUAUACAUGAUGAAACUACGUUUGUAAUGGAUGAUGUAUCUAGUCACCCAGAUGAUCAAAAAGACAACACAAGGUCUUUCGAAAGUACCACGGGCAAAGAAGUUACUGAGUCUCAGUUACCUGAUAGUGCUUCACUAAUUCAGCCAAAGACUUUUUGUGCAGAAACUCUGAAUGAAAGUAGUGAUUCAGCCGAAAAGGUCCGUAAAAUUAGCAUUGUUCAAGGAGAGUUUAGGCCGAUUUCGGUGGAUGGAGAUUUUGAGCUAGGUGAAAGUACACACACUGGCGCUCAGCAUGACAGUGUUGCUGUUGCCUCUCAGAGCUUAUCACAAAGGAAGGAUUCGCAUAAAGAGAAUUCCGCACCAUCCGAGGACAGUUUGAAACCUGUAAAUUCAAACAAUAGGAGGAAGAAGCGUAGGAAGUCAUUGAAGAAAAAGGCUGGUCAGAAGAAGACCAAUGGAGGAGGUGGCUCAAGCAGUCAAACAGAUCAUUCCGAACUGUCAGAGGGCCGGGAGGCGAAGGACCAAGAUGAUGUCGCAGAACAGUCGUGCCACGAUGAACAGGCUGAACCACCUGUCACAUGCAGCCACCUUGGAGGUGUUAUUGUGGACAGUGAUGUGACAACAGUGUACUGUUCAGAGUGUGACACGUGUCGUAAAAGCCAGUUAAAGCCAACAAUUACAGUCAGCAGUCCAGAUCCACAUACUUCUGUGUGUGAUGCAGAGCCUGAUAGUGUACUUGUUGCAGCGGCCAGUAACUUGGCUGAGCUUUCAAGGAUACAGCAUGCUUCCACAGAGACUGACUUCCAUUUCUUCAGUGACACUGAAUUGACUCCAGGAUGCAGCCCACAGGACUCACGUCCCAGCUCCCCAGUGCAGUCAGAUACAGAGUACGAGGUCAACAGACAGUCAAAGGGUGUUAGUACGGAAGGAUGCCUCAGCCAAGAUGAACAUGGAGUAAUGCAGCAGUCAUGGCGAUGGGGAGAACUGCCUUCCCCACCAGCCAGAUCUCUGUCCACACAGAGCCCACGUGUGAUGACUAAGGAGAAGCCUGACCUGGAGCCGGUAUCUUCUAGUGAUGAGGAUGUCCAGAAACAGCAACAAGCAGCAGAGGCAGCGCAGAGGUCCAUGCUGAGUGGCAUGUUCAGUUUUAUGAAGAAGACAAAAAGGAUUCGCCACAACCCAGAGUCUGAAGGAAUCUACUUGUCUGAUCUCAAUAUGGAUGAACUGGACCCUGAGGUGGCUGCCCUGUAUUUUCCCACAUCUUACAGGCAGGGCCCCUCUACUGCUGCUCCUCAACAUCUUCAAGAAGAACCACAAGAGAGGCAGAGAGAAGAUGAUGCAGAGUCAGGAAAUGGAACGUCUCUACCUCAGUCUCCAAACAGUGUUGAAGGAGCAGUUUGUGGUCCAAAGUCUUUGGAUAGUGAUUUUGAUGAAUUGAAACACUCAGUUUUUGAAAAAAAAUCAUAUGGAGAAAUAUCCUUGUCUCUUUGUGGUGGCUUAUCAGAUGGAAGAAAAGGACCAUCAGAGGAUGCAUUUCUACAGAAUAUUAUUGCAUAUGAUGAUAUCGUUAGAGAUCCAAAGAUUAUUGAGAGCCCAAAUUUAGUUGUGAGAUUUAAUGGAAAGUUCUACAACUGGAAGACAGCUUGCCCAAUAGUGAUGUCACUUGUAGUUUAUCAAAAACCCCUGCCUCAGGAAGUAAUUGAUACACUGUGUGCCGAGUACAUGACAAGUAAGAAAGAUUCAAAGCAGUCAACAUACUCUUCGUGGUUUUAUUGGAGACGUGCAAGCCAGUCACAGAAACGUGAUGAAGCUCCUUCCCAAGAACAGGAGUUAUCAUCUCCUGAAGCAGAGAGGUUGUCUGAUGUGAAGGAGGAUGCUUCAGUUACCAGUGGAGAAAUGCCAGAACUGAAAGAUACCUCCAGACUGAAACAGAAGAGCUUGAGUGAAGAGGAGGAUAUGGCAAAAGAAACGGAAAAGCAAGAGCUACCAAAAUCAGAGACAAAAGAUAUUAAAACUGAUGAAAUAGAAUGUUCGCAAGAAGCAACCUUCCAGGAGUUGGAAACAAUGACAGCUGCUCAGAAAGAAUCAAAAGAGGAAGGGUACAGUGGUUCGAACUCUUCAGAUGAGUCAGAUGGUGGCCAAACAAAACAGCAAAUCGUGAAGAAACCUCUUGAGAAGAGAUCCUAUUAUGAUCAUCCAGAAAAGUACAGGAAAACUUUGCGUCUUUCUUCUGAUCAGAUUGCUAAGCUAAAUCUCCAGGAAGGUGCUAAUGAGGUUGUCUUCAGUGUUACCACAGCAUACCAAGGAACAACUAGGUGCAAAUGCCACAUAUACCGUUGGCGUUAUGAUGAUAAGAUUGUUAUCUCUGACAUUGAUGGGACAAUUACCAAGUCUGAUGUUCUUGGGCAUAUCUUACCCAUUGUUGGGAAGGACUGGGCACAGAGUGGAGUAGCUCAACUUUUCACAAAAAUAAAAAAUAAUGGCUAUAAACUGUUAUAUCUCUCAGCACGGGCCAUUGGUCAGGCACGUGUAACAAGAGAAUAUCUUAAGUCUAUAAAACAAGGGAAUCUCUCGCUGCCUGAGGGCCCACUGUUGCUCAACCCCACCAGUUUGAUCAGUGCAUUCCACAGAGAGGUAAUAGAAAAGAAGCCUGAGGAAUUCAAGAUCUCAUGCCUUCGUGAUAUUCAAGCUUUAUUUCCAGAAAACAGCAAGCCAUUCUAUGCUGGAUAUGGCAAUAGAAUUAAUGAUGUAUGGGCGUAUCGUGCUGUGGGCAUUCCAAUUUUCAGAAUAUUCACCAUUAAUCACAGGGGGGAACUGAAACAUGAAUUGACGCAGACAUUCCAAUCUUCGUAUUCUAACAUGAGCUACAUUGUGGAUCAGAUGUUUCCACCUCCUCCAGAAGAUACAGCUGAAGAUUUCUCCAAUUUUGUCUAUUGGCGAGAUCCAAUUGCUGAGAUAGAACUGGAUCCAUCACUUGUGUCAGGCCAUUCUGCAAUAUCAGCUAAUGAGGCAGGACACAAGAAAGCAGCUGGCACAGCUUAGUUAUUAUUUAUUCAUAUAAAUACCCUCGUUUAGAUUCUCUGCCACAUUGUUCACUUGUUACACAAGUCGUGAAUUAAAAAAAAUUGCUUUAAAAGAGUUGUAAAUGUGUUUGUAGCUAGCAGAUGAGCCAUUUUAUGAAUUAAAUACCAGGCUUUGGUGUGUGUGUGUGUGUGUGUGUGUGUGUGUGUGUGUGUGUGUGUGUGUAGAAAUGUGGUUGACCAGAGAAAGCAGCUUGCAUUGAGUAAUUUUUAAGUGCCAACAAUUUUUUGACAGUAUUUCGGCACUGUUAGGUGCAAAACUAAACUGGAUUGUAAUAUUCUGUCCUUUGUACUUGAUUUUAGGUGCUAAAAUAUACAUUGUGAUUGAUUCUCCAGAACAAUAGGAGUUCCUGUUUGCAAAUUUACUAAAAAGCCAUUAGUUAUUUAUUUUCUUUGUGCCCAUAUUGUGACAAAAAAAAGAAAAAAAAGUGAAACACAAGGUUCCAUGAAAUGCCUUAGACUGUUUGUUGUAUUUAAUGAUGAAUUAAGUUUUUUUUCCAAUUGAGCUUGCUCCUAAGUGUAACAUCCAAUGUUAUUAGAGGCUACAGCACAUUAUAUCAGUUUAAAUAAUUUGACCCAAACUGAUAUGGUUUUCUACUGAUGUUUUUGUAGAAAGGUUAGGUAGCUAUAAGUUGUGAGUCAUGCUUCUGUUUUUCCCCAUUCUCGAGGAGAAUUUUGUGAUAUAUGAUUAAGUUCAGAAUGAUUCCUAUUGACCUUAUAGUAAUUUUUGUACAUAGUACCUUAUCAAUAUUUUUUUAGGUCAUAAAUUUUGAUUUUUUUCUGAAACAUGUUUGAUCUCUAUUAACUCCAUUCCAGAUUAUAUAGGUCUGGUGUCAAGUAUCUGUUGCAUAAAAAAUGAGUUUGUAACUUCGUUUAAAUGUAGAAAUAGAAAGUUUAUAUAUGUUGCACUGUUCGUAUGACUGUUCAUUGACAGUGUAUUUAUUUACACUUCUUGAGCACUAAUACAAAGACUGAGUAAUGUACAAACUAGCGCUUCACCAGACCUCUUUUGUUAGCGCAAGUAAUUUAAAUUUAGUCAACACACCAUAUAGUACAAUAUUUUGUAUUUGUUUUAUUGUGUUUUCCUUCGUUGUAUGAAGGUUUGUGCUAUUUGUACCAUUUAUGUAACACUCCUUGUGUACUGAAUUAAAAUACUUGUGUCUUUUCUGACAGCAUCUAUUAGUUCAGCUUUAGUGAAUGUAAUUUGUUUUUUUGUUUUUUUUUUUUUUUUCCUUGUUUCAAAUGCCAUGACAUUUUGUUAAGUCCAGAGCACAAUACACCAAAUAAUGUUUCAAUAAAAGACUUGUGAUGAUAUAAAACAAUUUUCAAUUAUAUUUCAGUACUCAAUGUUAUUUUGCCAGUGUCAUACAAACAAGAUGAAUGACUCAGUCAAGUGAAGAAAUAAAUUACAUACUGUAAA
Schistocerca gregaria is the source of this 6135-nucleotide messenger RNA. RefSeq names its product phosphatidate phosphatase LPIN2 (gene Lpin). Lineage: Eukaryota; Metazoa; Arthropoda; Insecta; Orthoptera; Acrididae. The transcript is spliced from 19 exons. The coding region runs from base 1210 to 4677 and encodes 1155 amino acids. Gene Ontology annotation, biological process: fatty acid catabolic process; cellular response to insulin stimulus; triglyceride biosynthetic process. Gene Ontology annotation, molecular function: phosphatidate phosphatase activity; transcription coactivator activity. Gene Ontology annotation, cellular component: nucleus. The record is from RefSeq and is a predicted model, not a curated record.